Molecule: messenger RNA, 285 nt
Organism: Gongylonema pulchrum
Lineage: Eukaryota; Metazoa; Nematoda; Chromadorea; Rhabditida; Gongylonematidae
Source: the annotation of a GenBank genome assembly
AUGCAGAUGAGGUUGAAUAUUAUAGUCAGUGGAAGCUAUCAAUACGGCGUGGAGCGGAAUGUGGAUAAAAUGAUUCGAAGCCAUAAAGUGAUGCUUUUCUCGAAAAGUUACUGCAAAUUUAGCACGCAGAUGAAGCAGCUGUUAGAUGAUUAUAAUAUCAACGACAAGAAAAUACUGGAGGUUGAUCGUGAGGCGGAUGUACAGUCCAUACAGGUUCUACUACACCUCAUCUUCCAUUACAAAACAAAACCGGCUAAAGCUAUUCUGGAAAAUUUUUUGGCGUGA